AACCGUACUUUCGUCUAGUCAAAUCCUUAGUGCCUUUUUUAUGUUUUUACUUUUGCGAUUGUUCCUUAUUAAGUCGAAAAAACAAUUGUCAAAAGUUACACGGACCCUUCUUCUUGAUCUGCAGGUUUUCCCAGAGUUUCCUAACUUUCUUGAGUAUCGAACGAUCUUCCCGAAUGUAAUACCCAAUAGGCGCUGGACGGAUCCCCAAGUUUUAUCGGAGGAAGGGAAUUUAUGAGUUAGGCUAAACCAGGCAGUCCCUCCAGAGAUGGUACUUAUGUCAGAACAACCUGAGAGAGCCUUAACUCCGUUAUCUUCGCCAGAACAAGUUGUAAACUCUGUCAAACCGGUCAGAAAAGAUUCGAGGGGAAUCCAAUCGACGUCUGAGGCGGAGAAUGGAGGAGAGGAUAGGCCAAAGAGAAGUGCAAGUGGGAGGUCUGCUGGGGCCACUCAGCUGUCAGUGGACACUGAGUCAGACAUGUCAGAGACCAGGAAGAAACCCCCUCUCAUGAGAUUCAAAGCUGUAGAGCAACUGUCCCCAAUGCAAACUCAAAGUGACAGUGAAACUAAGUUUGAAGGAAGAAAGAAAUCUCAGUCCAGCCAGAUAUCCAAGACAAAUGCCCAAUACCAUAAAAUAUUUAAAGAAAUAAGUAAGGAUGAGUUACUGAAACAAAGUUACACCUGUGCAUUACAGAAGGACAUGCUGUAUCAGGGCAAAAUGUUUGUCUCUGAUAACUGGAUCUGUUUUCAUUCUAAAGUCUUUGGCAAAGAUACUAAGAUUGCUAUUCCUGUACUUUCUGUUACUUAUAUCAAGAAGACCAAAACUGCCAUUUUGGUGCCAAAUGCACUCGUUAUCACAACCACAAAUGAGAGGCAUGUAUUUGCCUCAUUCCUAUCGAGAGAUACAACAUAUAAACUCCUGAAAUCCAUCUGUGUUCAUCUGGAUGGGGACCAUACUGGGGGCAGCCUUAUUACUUCCUCAGCCGAGAACAGCUUCAGUGGCGAAUGUUCCUCGUCACUUCCUCUGGUUUUCUCUGGAGACUUCUCAGACCUGGACGGUGUGGUGCGACAGAGGAGGCAGGACAUGCUAGAGAGCAGCAGCUCAGGCUCCCAGACCCCAGACUAUGAGAAAAUGGCGGACUUCCCCAGCAUCCCUGACACGUUCCUGAGUGCAAUGAAGAACGGAGAAGUGGCAGUGCAUGCAGACAUCCACCUCCAGACCCCCAACCAAAAGCAUGCCGCUGGCCACCAGAAUGGGCCCACCAAGCCUAUCCAGGGGGUUGUACACAAAGUGAAGUCACUACAGCCGGUGUCGUUAAACACACUUCUGCUCGUCUAUCUUUUCCUAGUAAUUGUCCUUGUCCUGUCCUCGUGUUACAUGGCCUUCAAGAUUGUGGCUCUUGAGAAGAGGCUGAACUCAUUGGGUCCCAUGGGGGAGUAUGCACACAAUGAAAACGUUGUGCACCACAGAUCACAGGCAAACUUCAAUGCGGAAAUGUAUGGGGAGCUGUCUACAAACCUGUUCAAGCUAGAAAAGAUUCAGAGAAAUCUCAGGAAGCUACUUGAAGAGACCUGACGGAUGGACCAAUUUGUUGCGCCGCUGGAUGGAACUGGCAUGUUCUUUCAACAGCAGUGACAACAACACUGCAAAUCUGAUCAUUGAUCUGUUCCCAAAUGGCAGAUGAACACUUUCAAAAAGAGAACAUUUCUUAAUUGUGCAAUAGCAGUACCAUUCUUCUCUACUCAGGACAAAAUGUAUUCUUUAUAUUUGAUAGAGUAAUUGAGACCAUUCAGCAUCUAGUUCGAGCUGGCUCAUAACUUGAAACGCUUAAUAUCUCAGAAAUUCUUGAUUUUAAUUAAAGUUAUGUGUUGCAGGUGUGAAGGCAAGUGAUAAACCUUGACGAAGGGAAAAGAUAAGCUUAAGCUAUCUGUCUAGUACUGUAUCUGAGAAGGUUUUAAAUGACAAUGGGAAUAUUUCGGAUAGGAGUGCUGUAGGUCUGAAGGAUCCACCAUUUCAAUGUUUCUCUGUUAACGUAAAACAUGGUGGAUUUAGUAAUGUGUACUGUUCAUACCUUUUUUGUAACAGAUGUGAAAUGUCAGUAAAAUAUUUAUGGUUUCUGCCUUCAUUUUGUGUAAAUAGCAAAACGUUAGCAACAAUAACCUUAAUAAAUUGUUCUUAAACGUC
Esox lucius (northern pike) is the source of this 2182-nucleotide messenger RNA. RefSeq names its product GRAM domain-containing protein 2B. The coding region runs from base 266 to 1573 and encodes 435 amino acids. The transcript has 14 exons. The record is from RefSeq and is a predicted model, not a curated record. Lineage: Eukaryota; Metazoa; Chordata; Actinopteri; Esociformes; Esocidae.